AUGGCCUUGGUCACGCCCGUGUGUGUUGUGCCCACUGCUCCAGCGAUGUACCUCCAUUUGCCGCUGCUGCUGCCUCUUGGCGCUGUUAGUGGCUCUCUUGCUGUUGCCUGCUUGAGCGUUCUUGUUGCCUCUACCUACCACGGCCUACUGGCUCCGCCACCCCUCUCCUCGAGCGGCCGCGGGCGCUGCUCCCUACCUGCGUCCGGGUGUGCGCCAGCGCCACCCCGCUCUGCUGCUGCGUCUCGCGCCUUCAGCCCGGACAGAAGCUCCGGCGAGCCGCCUCUUCCUGGCGUCCUCCGCUCGCUCACGCUGCGCUGUGCAUCCCUCCGUGGCGCCCGCACCGGUGGCCACCGGCCCAGCGCCCCGCCGUCGUCCGCCCGCGCCACCACGGGUCGCCCCGCUGCUGCUCUCCACCGACUACGGCUGCAUGGUCGCACGCCUGCUGCCUCCCGGUCGCCUCGCCAACUCGCUGCGCCAGCCCAGCCACUGGUCCGCCAGCCACGCCCCAGCGCCGCAGGCGGGCCUCGUCGGCGUGCACCUCCAAGCCGCUCCGGCUCCUCCUCCAGACCCUGCGCGUCCGCCCGCCUCUCCAAGCACGGCCGCGUCCAGCCCCGCGCUGGCUCCCCGGUGCCGCCCUGCCCCUGGCCGGGUCCGGCUUCCUCCGCCAGCUGGCCUCCAGCACGCUCGUUGGCCGAGUCGCCGCCUCGCGCGCCGGCUGGCCCGCUCGCCUCCGCGCGCUGGCCCGGCCGCCUCGCGCCGCCUGGGCCCGCUCGCACCUUGCUAGCGUCGCCUUCGCCGGCCGGCUUCCGCGCUGGCUGGCUCUCCCGCCCCGGCUUCACCCACCACCCGGCCGGCCUGGCCGGCUGCCGCCUCCCCGCUUGCCCGCUGCCGGCUCCCGCCGUUCGGCUGCCCGUGGCCGGCUGA
Messenger RNA from Aegilops tauschii subsp. strangulata, 924 nucleotides. The record is from RefSeq and is a predicted model, not a curated record. Lineage: Eukaryota; Viridiplantae; Streptophyta; Magnoliopsida; Poales; Poaceae.